Molecule: messenger RNA, 960 nt
Organism: Ochotona princeps (American pika)
Lineage: Eukaryota; Metazoa; Chordata; Mammalia; Lagomorpha; Ochotonidae
Product: eukaryotic translation initiation factor 1A, X-chromosomal-like
Exons: 1
Coding region: 48-482 (144 amino acids)
Biological process (GO): translational initiation
Cellular component (GO): cytoplasm
Molecular function (GO): translation initiation factor activity; RNA binding
Source: RefSeq, a predicted model, not a curated record
UACCGCUUAGGGAAAAAAAGAAGCUUCGCGAAGCUUCUCUCGUCAGCAUGCCCAAGAAUAAAGGUAAAGGAGGUAAAAACAGGCGUAGGGGUAAGAACGAGAAUGAAUCUGAAAAAAGAGAGCUGGUGUUUAAGGAAGACGGACAGGAAUAUGCUCAAGUGAUCAAAAUGCUGGGCAACGGACGGUUGGAAGCCAUGUGCUUUGACGGUGUCAAGCGGCUCUGCCAUAUUAGAGGGAAAUUGAGAAAAAAGGUUUGGAUCAACACUUCAGACAUUGUACUGGUGGGUCUGCGAGACUAUCAGGAUAAUAAAGCAGAUGUAAUUUUGAAGUACAAUGCGGAUGAAGCCAGAAGUCUGAAAGCCUAUGGCGAGCUUCCAGAGCAUGCUAAAAUCAAUGAAACGGAUACGUUUGGUCCUGGAGAUGACGAUGAAAUCCAGUUUGAUGAUAUUGGAGAUGAUGAUGAAGACAUUGAUGAUAUCUAAUUGUAGUCAAUGUUUUAUAUUUCAAGUUUUCUGAAGAUGUUCUACAAUUGGGAAUUUUGACCAUCUACUUGUUAAGAAUAGAACUUUCCUUUGCUUGAGUAUAAUUUGUUAAAGCAGAUUUUCUUGUUUUGUUUUAAUGUAUUUACAAUAUUUGUUUUUAAACUUGGCGCUCUUGAGAGCCCAGUAUAUGGUGUAGUGGGUAAAACCACCACAGUGACAUAUCCCAUUUGGGCGCAGGUCUACUUCCCAUCCAGCUGUAUAUCAAUGGCCUGGGAAGAGCAGCUUGAGACAGCCUAAGUGCUGGGACCCUUGUCACCCACACAUGAGACCUGGGUAAAACUCCUGGUUUCUUGCUUCAGCCUAGCUCAGCCCUAGCCACUGGGGCCCCGUGGGGAGUGAACCAGCAGAUAGAAGACCUCUUUCUUUUUCAUCCUCUCUCUGUAACUCAGAUAUAUUUUUAAAAUUUGGUGUUGAAUUA